Messenger RNA from Pimephales promelas (fathead minnow), 6201 nucleotides. It is a transcript of the gene f5, whose product is annotated as coagulation factor V. Gene Ontology annotation, molecular function: signaling receptor activity; copper ion binding. The record is from RefSeq and is a predicted model, not a curated record. NCBI's taxonomy places the organism in Eukaryota, Metazoa, Chordata, Actinopteri, Cypriniformes, Leuciscidae. Gene Ontology annotation, cellular component: plasma membrane.
UUCUGGAACAGACCGUUUCUACCUGGAGUUUCAUUGUCAGAUAUGAAACGCCACUCCUGGCCAGGGGCCCUGUGUGGUUUGGCCCUUCUGGCAUUCCUGUGUCAUUGUGCAACAGCUGUGGAGAGACGCUAUUACAUUGCAGCUGUUAAUAUUAACUGGGACUACACAUCUGCCGGACAGCAAAGGACUGGACCAUUAUACAAAAAAGUAGUAUACAGGGAGUACAAUGAGGGAUUCACACAGCCUAAAACACAUCCCUUGUCUUCAGGGUUACUUGGGCCUACAUUACGUGGACAAGAGGGCGACACAAUCGUUGUCACAUUCAAGAACAUGGCUGAUCAUCCCUGCAGCAUUCACCCACACGGCAUUGCUUACGAGAAGCAGUCAGAGGGAUCUUCAUACUUUGACAACACAUCACUGCUUGAGAAAAUGGAUGACAUCAUUCUCCCUGGCCAAGAGCACACAUACUAUUGGGACGUGACAUCUGAGGUGACCCCGACAGCUGCAGACCCCCCAUGCCUCACCUACACAUACCUUUCCCAUUACGACAUUGUCAAGGACUACAAUACAGGGUUAAUAGGCACAAUGCUGAUCUGCAAGAAAGGCACCCUAGACAGCUCUGGAAAACAGAUUCAUUUCCACCAGGAGGCUGUGCUGUUGUUCGGAGUGUUUGAUGAGAGCAAGAGCUGGUACAGCACCGGGGGCCCUCACCGGGCACAGGAUGUCAAAUACACUAUAAAUGGCUACACAAAUGGCUCUGUACCAGAUCUGGACAUCUGUGCUCACUCCAAAGUCAGCUGGCACCUGCUGGGAAUGAGCUCUGAGCCAGAGCUCUUCUCUGUACACUUCAAUGGGCAAGUCCUUCUGCAUGAUGGGCACAAAACCUCAGCUGUUGGCAUCAUUAGUGGAACUGGCACUAGUGCCAGUAUGACUGGUAUCCAUCCCGGCCACUGGCUCAUUUCCUCUCACAUUAGCAGGCACUUGGAAGCUGGCUUGCAUGGAUAUCUAAAUAUCAGGACGUGUGAUGAGUACACAGCACCAAAAAGAAGACUUACUAUCCAGCAGAAACAAGAAAGCCAAGAGUGGACUUACUAUAUAGCAGCAGAAGAGAUCAUUUGGGAUUAUGCACCAAAUAUGCCAGACAACAUUGAUGGGGAUUUCCGGAUAAAAUUUUUAAAGCAGGGGGCUCUGCGGAUAGGUAAAAAAUACAAAAAGGCUGUGUUUACCCAGUAUAAAGACAGCACAUUUAAAGAGAGAGCGGAAGACAAGCAGAGAAAGAAGGAGCUUGGGAUUCUCGGGCCAGUGAUAAGAGCCCAAAUCAGAGAUGUCAUAAAGAUUGUCUUUAAAAACAAAGCAUCACGUCCGUAUAGUAUCUAUCCUCAUGGACUGACCAUUGAUAAAGCAGCAGAAGGAGCCAGUUAUCCUGAGGGAGGGAAUCAGACACAUGGCAUUCAGCCAGGAGAGACCUACACCUAUACAUGGAGUGUGUCUGAGGAAAAUGUACCAAUGGACAGUGACCCCAGAUGUCUGACCAGGAUGUACCACAGUGCAGUGGACAUUCCUCGAGACAUUGCUUCUGGUCUUUUGGGCCCUCUUCUCAUCUGUAAGAGCCAGUCUCUUACCAAAAAGAAUAUACAGCUAAAAGCCGACAAAGAACAGCAUGCCAUGUUUACAGUUUUUGAUGAGAACAAGAGCUGGUACCAUGAUGAGAACAUUAACACUUAUUGUAGUGACCCCAAAAGAGUUAAAAGAGAUGAUCCAGAGUUUUACAAAUCAAAUGUUAUGCACACAAUCAAUGGUUAUGUUUACGAAAGUGGUCAAGAACUGGGAUUUUGUCAUGGUGAAAUUGUGACCUGGCAUGUGUCGAAUGUUGGCGAACAAGAUUACAUCCAGACUGCCACUUUUUACGGCCAUACUUUUGAGCUAAAGAACAGAGAAGAGGAUAUACUCAGUCUGUUUCCCAUGACUGGCGAAACUAUCUCCAUGAACAUGGUUAAUAUAGGUAUUUGGCUUUUAGCAUCACUGAACUCUCAUGAUUCCACUAAAGGCAUGAGGGUGAAAUUCAAGGACCUCGAAUGCUUCAGAGAUUAUGUUAUGGAAUAUGAUUAUGAGUCAGAUAAAUUCACUGUAUGGAAACCUAUGUCCAUCACUGACAUCAUAAAAGAGGCACCAAAACCAGUAAACCCUAGCAUGGUUGACGAGGAGACUGACAUAUAUGCAGACCUCUUCGGCUUGAGGACAUUCAAAAACUUAGCAGAUGAAGUUGAGCAAAUCGAUUUUUCAAUGCUAGAUCAAGAUGAUGGUUUAUUGCCGACUGUUGAGGCACAAAGUCCGGCCAACUUAGCAGAUGAAGUUGAGCAAAUAGGCCUUUUGACGUCAGAUCCCGAUGAUGAUAUAUUGCCGACUGUUGAGGCAAAAAGUCCAGCCCUAAGCAACGAGUUGGACAAAUCACACAAUGCUACUUUAGGAACUUUCAAUCAGACUCAUGGUUUAUCAGCUCAGACGGCUGGUUUGGACAAGAUACAAUCGUCAUAUAAAGUUUUGAAUAUGAGCACUUUUGAUUCCAAUUCAGAGGAGAUGUCAAACAAUGAAACAGACAGUAUUAUCUCACAUGUUCCGGUUGUAGAAAGAAAGGUUCGCAGUCUACCAAUAAAGCCAGUGAAUGAAACAGAGAGUGUCUCCACAAACGUCACUCAUGCCAACAUUGCAGAAAACGGCAAUUCAUCAUUAAAGACAGAAAGUGUCCCAGCUAAUACUACUCACGCGCCAACAAUUGAAACAAACAUUAUCCACACAAUAAUAACAACAAUGAGUGAAACACACAGUUUCCCCACUAAUGCAAGUCUCACUUCAUCUGAUGCUCCAAAUGGUGAAAUAAACAUCACCAUGGAGGAUGAAAAAGCAUCUUUAAAUGUAUCUGAGUUGAAACCCCUGCUAUCAAACCAAACCUUAGUAAACAAAACAGUUAUUCAAGAAGAGCUAAACGCUACUGACGUAGCAGAGGGUGACCGGGAUGGAUCGGGUCACGUCUUCAUAUACAGCGUGCCUAGUCCUGACUCUCUGUCUAAUAACCCAGAGACACAAGUUGAGGAGAAUUUUGUGCUUUUGGGCAGUGAUUAUCCCUCGGAAAUUUCAACCGAUUUAACGACUAGGUUGGAAUAUGAUGUCUCACUAUUGGACACACUGGAGGACAUUGGUGAACUAACUGAAAACACAACACGGAUUCUGGAAGUCAACAGCACAAAAGGGAAUAACACCACUGAGAUGCUUUCACAGAUAAAUUCUACAGCUGAGAGCAAUUUUAAUCUCAAUCUGUCUUCGCCUUUGAGAAACAGCACCUCACAGAGCAAUGAGUCUGAAGCUUCAAAUGAAACCUUUGUUGACUUCAGCCUCCACCUUGAACCUGAAAUAACAGAGAACAUGACAUCAUCCACUAAUGAUUCACUGCAAAGUGAAAUUUCAAGGAAUGCAUCACAGUUAUUCCCUUUAGAGAGUAAAGACAAUACAUCCUUUUCUCUUGGCACUUUCAAUGUUUCACCGAUGAAGAACGGCUCAGAAAGCGAAAGUGACGAGGAAGUGGUCAUCUAUCUGAAGAACAAUCACAGCGAGGCCAUACUCACAUCUCAUAUCGACCCAAAAGAAGAGCACUGGGGUUAUGAAGGCAAACACGAACUUGUUCAUAUGGAGAUCCCAGAUCACAUGAAAAAAUACACGACGGACACAGCAAAUUCAAGUAAGCCAAAGAGUGAAAAGAAAAAAAAAGUAGUUCACCAAAGGGUAAAGCCGAGAAAGGGACAUGGCAUGAAGACAAAGAAAAGGAAAGAGUAUAAGCCACAGCCACGUUCUGCUUUUUCUCCAAGAGGUUUUGGACCUUCUGUGCUGAGCCCAAGGGGAACCAAGCCUGUCUCGAGCGAGGACGACUUGAUGGGGAACGACAUCGUCAUAGGAGUGCCAAGACGGGAUUUCAAUGAUUAUGAUAUAUAUGUUCCAAAACAAGAGCAGGAAACAGAUUUUGAUGGUAUGGUUGAUCCCCCGGAAGAAUAUGAAUAUGUAGAGUACAAAGACCCUUAUAGCAAAACGGCAGAUGCUCAAAGCCCAGUUCUGGAUACAACAUCCCAGCAUUUCUUAAAAAUGGCUGGAGACAAGAAUACCAGGACUUAUUUCAUCUCAGCUGAAGAGGAAGAAUGGGAUUAUGCUGGUUAUGGGCAUAGGAGGCUUGAUAAAUCAGCUCAAAACGAGAGGCCCACAGCUUUCAAAAAAGUGGUGUUCAUAAAGUACCUGGACAGCAGCUUUAGUAUCCGAGACAUCCGAGGGGAAAUGGAUGAACACCUGGGAAUUCUGGGUCCGGUUAUUAAAGCUGAAGUUGAUCAGACUGUUCUGGUAUUUUUCAGGAACCUUGCCAGCCGUCCUUACUCUUUGCAUGCGAAAGGAGUAAAAUACUUAAAACAAAUGGAAGGCCUGAGUUAUGAUGACCAAUCACCGUACUGGUACAAACAGGACGAUGCAGUUCAACCCAACAGCACCUUUACCUACAUGUGGACAAUAAAUUCCAAAUCUGGACCUCAAAAUAAUGAAUCUGACUGUCGAACAUGGGCCUAUUACUCUGCAGUGAAUCCUGAGAGAGAUAUGAACUCUGGGCUGAUUGGGCCGCUUCUGGUCUGUCGGAAGGGUACACUGGCUAAAAAGCCUGUGGACAGAAGAGAGUUUGUCCUGCUCUUUAUGACAUUUGAUGAAAAUAAGAGCUGGUACUAUGAGGAGAAUAGGGAGAGGAUUGAAAGGAAAAACAGAAGAGCAAUCAUGGAUCCAAAUUUUCAUGAUAAUUUAAAGUUUGACGCUAUCAAUGGUAUUAUCUACAGUCUCAAAGGACUUAGAAUGUACACAAAACAGCUAGUGAAGUGGCAUCUGAUCAACAUGGGCUCUCCCAAAGACCUCCACAGUGUCCAUUUCCAUGGUCAAACAUUCAUAAAUAAGGAAUUAAAGGACCACCGUCAGGGUGUUUACCCACUUUUACCAGGUGGAUUUGCCACAUUGGAAAUGCUGCCUUCAAAGCCUGGUCUCUGGCAGCUGGAGUCUGAGGUUGGACUUUCACAGCAGAGAGGAAUGCAGACCCUAUUCCUUGUGUUAGAUAACGUCUGUGAUCACCCUCUUGGUCUCAUCUCUGGAACUGUGCAAGAUGAACACAUAACAGCAUCUGACUAUAAAGGAUCAUGGUAUCCGCAUUUGGCCAGACUACAUAAUACAGGGAAAUACAAUGCAUGGAGUACAACAAAGGCAGGGCAGUAUAUUCAGGUGGACUUUCAGAGGCCAGUAGCGAUUAGUAAAGUUGCCACACAGGGAGCCAAGCAUUACUUUGCACAUCAUUUUGUGCAGAACUACACAAUUUCCUACAGUACAGACAAAAAGAAGUGGAUCUUCUACAAGGGAGACAGUGAUGCUGUCAGAAAGACUAUUGAAGGGAACACUGAUGCUACCGAAACGAAGGAGAAUAUAUUUUUCCCACCUCUGAUUGGUCGAUACGUGAGGCUGCAUCCUUUACAUUCUUACAACUCCCCAACUGUCCGUUUGGAGUACUUUGGUUGUGAGCUUGAUGGUUGUUCUCUGCCUUUGGGAAUGGAAAGUGGCCUCAUUGAAGAUACUCAAAUCACUGCCAGUUCUGUGGCCUCCAGUUGGUACGCUGGACAGUGGCAUCCUUGGUAUGCACGCUUAAAUAAGCAAGGGACCGUCAAUGCAUGGCAAGCCAAGAACAAUGACAUUCAGCCAUGGAUCCAAGUGGAACUGAAGGAUGUAACAAAAAUAACUGGGAUUAUAACACAAGGGGCCAAAACGUUAAGAAAUGAGAUGUUUGUGACAGCAUAUACUCUGGAGUACAGUGAAGAUGGAAAACGAUGGACAAAGUACACAGAUGAUGAGGAUUACGAACAAAAGACAUUUCAAGGCAACACAGAUAACAAUGGCCAAGUAAAGAACUACAUCUACCCACCAAUAUAUUCCAGAUUCAUCCGAAUUAUUCCAAAACGAUGGCAGAAAUGCAUUACUAUGAGGAUUGAGCUGCUUGGUUGUGAUUUUAAAUAAACACAUGCACUAUCUUUAACUAAUUUGACAACACAUGUUUUUUUUUGUUUGUAUAUAAUAAAUAUAUUGUGUGUUAGAAUCAAUUGUAUUAGGUUAAAACUCUAAAUAAAUUCCUGAAAGUGAGGUGGA